GAAAGACAGAAGUGUAUACGUCCCGCCUGCAAGAGACAGUAAUUAGCUAGAUGGGGCAGCAGCAUACACUUGCGGUGGUAACGUUAGCUACCAAUAGCUAUGAAAAUGGGGGGCACUGUACAAAUCAGAAAUCCUAUUUUGAGAGCUAGCUAGCCACUUGUGAAUAUUUUUGCGUACUACUGCAAUGAGGUACUCUGCCUUAAAUGUUGUUUACGCCGUGGAAAACGACAUCAUCUAAAAGUAAAAGGGUGAUGUAGUUCAGCUGGUGCCAUGUGAAUGAUGAGUAUCAUGAAACCUACGCGCAAUCUGCUGUUUGCCUUGUGUCCCAUGCUGGUCCUCGGAUUCCUCUACUACUCCUCUGGGAAGCUGCACUUGCAUGUAUGGGGCCAGAAGCCACAUAAAGAUAAGGAAGCCACUCUCUCCCCUGCAGGGAAUGCAUACGCAGAGCCCGAAGCGGAAACCGUAGUCUCCGUGGGACAUGUAGUAGGCUCAGCAAAACAAGGAUCCCCUGGCAUGUCCAUGGCAAUCACCAAGCAGCGCCCACCCAGUGUAUCUCGGGACAGGCCUGAACCACUCACUCUCCUUCGGAAUCCUGAUCCAGCGAUCCAGAAGAAAGUGUUUGAUAAACAGGGAUUCUUGAUGAAGCUGGAUGGUAAACUGCCACCUGAGUUGGAGUACAAGUACGGCAAUCUCAGCGAGGGAGCCUGUAAGCCCGGGUACGUCGCUGCCAAGAUGACCGCCAUCUAUCCAAAGUUUGUGAAACCAGCCUCCAUGUUCUUGGACCAGAACUUUAAGCGGCUUAAAAAUGUCAAUAAUUAUUUACCUCCUUUUGGAUUCAAAACGCAAGAAAAUAUCAUAGAAGUUAUAUUAUCAGCCACGAAGGACUACGGCCUUAGUCCAGAAUUGAACAGUCUGCCCUGUAGACGAUGCGUCAUCGUGGGGAACGGAGGGAUCCUCUCUAACAAGUCUUUGGGCUCCCGCAUCGAUGAGUAUGACAUCAUCGUGAGGUUGAACGAGGCCCCGGUGAGCGGCUUCGAUAAAGACGUGGGCUCCAAAACCACCAUGCGGAUCACCUACCCGGAGGGCGCCAUCCAGAACCCCUCGCGCUACGAGAAGGACUCCCUCUUCGUCUUCUCCGCCUUCAAGCCCCAGGACUUCAGGUGGCUCCGACAGAUGAUCUUCAAAGACAAUCAGAGGGGGGUAGACGGUUUCUGGAAGUCAGUGGCCCAGCAGGUCCCCCGGGAGCCCUCAGAGAUGCGCAUCCUGAACCCCUUCUUCAUCCAGGAGGCUUCUUUCCGCUUCAUCGGCCUACCGCACAACAACGGCCUCAUGGGCAAAGGGAAUAUUCCAACACUAGGGGCCGUUGCCAUAACAAUGGCCCUCCAUAAUUGCGAUGAGGUAGCUGUGGCUGGAUUUGGCUAUGACAUGAGCACCCCCCAUGCACCACUGCACUACUAUGAGAAGGUGAAGAUGUCUGCCAUUAAAGAGUCGUGGACGCACAACAUUUCCAAAGAGAAGGAGUUCCUGCGCAAGCUGGUGAAGGCCGGAGUCAUAACGGACCUGACGAACGGAAUCCUAGCCCCUCCGGGGAUCUGAGGCUCUCUCUGCCGCCGGACUCCGGGGGGAAAUGGCGAGAGGGCCGGGGGGCCGGGCCGCGGAGAGACUUCCUGAGCCCGCCGCUUUUCGGCUCAACGGGCACCUCUCCCUCAACCGAAACUCCGGGAGGCUGGAAGGGCAAUCCUUGGCACGUGCCGUCCUGUGAAAUAGUAUUUGCCCCCUUCCUGAUUUCCUCUCUUAUUGCAUAUUUGUCAUGCUGAAUGGUUUCAGCAAUGUUUUAUUCACUCAUUCAUUCAUUCAUACCAACUGUCAAACAUGGUGGUGGUAGUGUGAUGGUGUGGGGAUGCUUUGCUGCCACGCGACCUGCCAUUAUUAAUGGAACCAUGAGUUCUGUUCUGUACCAGAAAAUUCCUAAGGAGAAUGUCUGGUCGUCCGUCCAUGAACUGAAGCGUGACUGGGUUAUGGAGCGAGAUAAUGACCCAAAACACAAAAGCAAGUCCACAUCGGAAUGGCUAAAAAGAAAGAAGAUGAAAGUUUUGCAGUGGCCUAGUCAACGUCCUGACUUGAAUCUAAUGAAGAUGCUGUGGCAGGGCCUGAAAAGAGCAGUUCAUUCUUGACUUUGUCUGAAUUAAAGUAGUUCUGCAAAGAAGAGAGAGCUAAAAUUCCUCCACAGCGAUGUAAAAGACUGAUAUCAAAUUACAGGAAGCAUUUGGUUGCGGUUAUUGCUGCUAAAGGUGGUGCAACCAUUUAUUAAGUUUAAUGGAGCAAUUUCACUUGGGUGUUUGAUAACUUCUCAUUAAAUAAAUGCAAUAAUUUUUUAAAAUGUAUUUUGUUUUUACUCAGGUUCCCUUUGUCUAAUUUUACAUUGUGUACAUUUUGUCAAAAGAUCUGAAACCAUUCAGUGUAACAAAUAUGCAAUAACAGCGAAUCAGGAAGCAGGCAAAUACUUUACCUCCAGUGGACCUCCAGCAGAGGCUCAUGAGCGUGGACUUCUCCCUUUAUCUUUGAGUGUUUCAUUUUGAAUGAGCAAAAUGUGAGUGGCUUCGACAGAGGAUACAAGUAAUUUUACAUGUGCUGCUGAGUCAUUUGGGGGGGGGAGAGAGAGAAAAAAACGACUGUUUGUGCCAAAUGUACCUCCGGAGGAGGUACUUGAAUGUAUUUACAAUGUAAACAUUGGAGAUUUACAAUGCAUUUAACAGUCUGCAUCACCCCCCCCCAAGUACUGCUGUGUAGGAGUGUCUCCGUCCAGACAACAGUGUACAUAUUCUGCUCCUCUCUGGGAGGAAGGGUCAGGUGCAAUGUGAUUUUUUGAAAAAUCCUCUUUAUCUUUGGCCAGUUUCUAAAAGCUCUGGGUUUGUAACAGUUGUGUACUUUGCAAUCCGUAAAAAAAAAAACGGGUUGCCCUGUCUUUGGAAACUUAUUUAUUUUCUUACAUGUGUGUUCUCAAGGCCUCUUUGCCUUACGUUUUAGCAUCCUCAAAGGACAGGUGUUUAGAACGGCCUCCCCUACGUGCUUCCUGACAGCUUACCUGGAUCGUUCUCCAGACUUGCUCAGCGAAAAGCCUGAACUUCUUCCACAAUGUGAAAAACAAAACAAAACAAACAAAAAAAGUUUAUUGGUUUUGUUGCAGAAGUGAUUUGGAAACUCUCUGAACUCUCAACUUGUAAGGGGCCUUAACAGGUGAAGAUGAACUGUGCCUCCACCUAGUGGGUAUGAUUUUGUUUUGUUUCGUAUACGUUUCAUGGAGACGCUUAGCCACUGUAGAUAUGGGUGCUACUCUUGUACGUUGCAAAAGCUCCAGGUGUGAAGAACCUCGGUCGCCUUCUCGAUGAGAACCAGAGGCAGAGUUCUGGGAGCGUCCCACAACAACGCUGAUCACGCCCACAGCAAAGAGUCCCCACCCUCUCAAGCUCAAGCCAGGACCUGGCAUUCUGACGAAAUCAUGAUGAACAGGGAAGGCCGUCAUUCAAAUCAGCCAUGUUUCAAAUGAUUGUUCAAUUAACAGAUGGGUGACUUGGAGGACAAAACAAGGUGGCAAAAUGUGUUAUAACAAUACAUUGGGAAGUCUUUACCUGAAGAAUGAUGAAUGCACCACAUCUUGCGGCAUGGAUGUGACAGAUAUCGACAGACCAAUCCACGAAGUGUUUCUUAAUGGUUUUUGUAGGUCACUUUUCAUUAAAAAGGUAGCGUUGUUGUACAUUUUCAUUUUUUGAUGAACAGAUGUACAGUAUGGCCUUUCUGUCAUUGUUAAUAAACGUCACUGGCUCCUUUUGAAGUGA
Molecule: messenger RNA, 3836 nt
Organism: Anguilla anguilla (European eel)
Lineage: Eukaryota; Metazoa; Chordata; Actinopteri; Anguilliformes; Anguillidae
Gene: st3gal3a
Product: ST3 beta-galactoside alpha-2,3-sialyltransferase 3a
Exons: 14
Coding region: 277-1596 (439 amino acids)
Molecular function (GO): sialyltransferase activity
Source: RefSeq, a predicted model, not a curated record